This is a messenger RNA of Penicillium daleae, 2763 nucleotides long. RefSeq lists its product as uncharacterized. Lineage: Eukaryota; Fungi; Ascomycota; Eurotiomycetes; Eurotiales; Aspergillaceae. The record is from RefSeq and is a predicted model, not a curated record. The transcript has a single exon. The coding region runs from base 1 to 2763 and encodes 920 amino acids.
AUGGGUGCAUCUAUGUCUUUGCGUCGUGACGACAAACAGCGUGAAAUCAAGAAAGCUGAAAAACAUCUCAAGAGACAGUACGAUGGUCAAUGGCACUGGUCCGUUGAGGGGAAGACUCAUCGGCCCUCUGUCAGCGCACGCGAAUUGGAGGGUCGCAUGCUAGAGUUGCAAGACUCCAAAAAAGUGUACCGAAAGCGACGCUACCUCAACCCCUGGAGAGGCAAUGAACACGAGAAAUAUCCCGAUGUGGACGCCUAUUACAGUACGAACAAAGAGUAUCCCCGUCGACUGGUGGUACAGGCGGCCUCGAGUGCCCUGGAGGACACGGCCUCUCGUCACUGGAGCCGCCGGAAGAUCAAGGGACAUGUACCGGUUAUCAUUUCACUUGCAGAACUCUGCUUGAACCCACUAGGACUCGAGCAGUAUGAGAGUGGCUAUGAUGAUGAAGACGAAGUAGACAGACACGGAAGACAACGCAAACAGGAUUCGAUGACGGUGCUUCAACGCAUUGUGCAUGUGAUAGCAGCAGCUUUGUGCACCUUGGGACUAGCUUGGGUUAUUCAGCUGCUGCUCUCUAUUCAAGUUGUCACUGCUCCAUGGAGUGACGAUGGUACCGCAGAGCCAUACGAUGAGUAUGAGAAUGUGCAAUGGUAUUGGCCCAAGCACGCUGUGAAUGUACUGGACCAGUCACCUGAAAAUAAGAAACCCCAAUCGCAGCUCACCAAGCUCACCAUCCCUCGUCGCUUAGUGGUGAGAGACCCUCAAACCAACCAGUGGGUCGUCAAAGAGACCAGUGAGCUCCGGGAUUCGAAGACCGGCAUGCUGCAGUCCUACAUUUUCCUCAGUUUCUCUCGAGCGAACUACAUCGGCAAAGAAGACCACGAAUUACGACCGUUUUUCUAUCGCAUCGCAGAGGCUAUGCUUAAGCACGAGAACAGAGAGAAACGCCCGGAUGAACCACCUGUAGAGGCGUUUUGGGUUGAUCUGGAUUGCGUCUCGCCCGACGAUGUGAACGACAAGACCGCAGAGGCCAAGGCCGAAUCACAGCGUACGAAAGAUGUUCAUUCAAUCUGUGAUGCAGUUCGUUGUGCAAAGCGAGUCUAUGUCGUUCUACCUAGCCAUGACCGAGAACAGAAGAGAAUAUGGGGAUCGCGAAUCUGGACACUGCCAGAAGUCCUUCUUGCAGCUGGCAAAAUUCGAUAUUGCUUCUCGAAACCGGAUACCAUUGAGAACGACAGCAACGAUCUGCCACACUUCGAUGUCACCUUGACGGAUAUGUACGACAGCUUCUGGCCUGGACCCACGUCUCGUUUCCGAUUGAGUCAUGAAGAAGAAAAUCUUGAAUCGCAUGAAGAUGUCAUCGGCCAUCUCGUCAACCAUUACACGAAUACCACCAAGCUCAGCGAAUUGCAAUUAUUCACCUGUGCUGUUCAAGCCAUGGCCCAAUUAUCUACAGGCAAAGACAGACAGGGCUACACAACAGCAGACAUGGCUUACGCCGCUAUGGGUCUGUUGGCCUAUCGUAUCAGCCCCAAUCCUACAGACAGUCCAUUCCAAGCUAUUGCAAGGCUAUCCCUUGUGAAUGACAGUGAUGACCUCCUUGAGCGUCUAGUCUGCCUGUGGCCACCGCACCCCCCUCAGAAGCAGCUCAAGGGCCAAGAGGAAGGCAAUAACGAGUUGGCCAGCAGUGAGAUGAUCCUGAGAAACAUUGCCGAUCGCGACCAAUACUCUGUUCACCUCUGGGACAUACAACCCACCUGCAGUGUGGUCGGCAUUGGCGACGACCAAGACUCGCCCACGGUUAUUCUGGAUCGGUGUCGUGGUAUACCCAUCCGGUGGAAGAAUUUCCCCAGAGUCAAAUAUGUCAAGGAUCUGAAUGGCUUCCGUGCGACAAUCUCGCAGAAAGCUGUGUAUGCUGGUGCCUGGUUCCUGCUGACUGGCUUUGGCCUGUUCUCCUCGGCCAUAUCUCUCGAGUUAUCCAUUGUCAAUACCCAGUCUUCCAUCGACAUCGAUAUGUACUUGGUUGGUGUUGCGUUGUUCGUCGGGUGCGCUUGGAUAAUCUCCUGGUUCAGUCCAUGGGCAGUACGACAGCUUUGCAACAGCGGUGCCGCCGGUGUAUCCUGUCACCUGAUAGGAUUUGAGGGCACCAUGUCUCUGAGAGAAAUCGAAAAGAUCAUCUAUGGAAACUUCAAUCACCGCCUGACCUAUGCGCCAUCGUCGACCAUCUUCUCCAAGAACUUGCGCAACAAAAAGACCCGAGAGGGAAUGGAACCUCAAGACCCUGGAUGGUGGCAGCAGGAAGCCAAGAAUCUGAACGUUCCCGAAAACCAUCGUCUUUUCACCAUCGUGGAUACGGGCAACAUGACCGUCUCUGUUAUUGCUGCCGAGCGACCGCCCGUCGUGGCGCUCAUCUGUGGUCGUGAAGGUGGUAUGGUUCGUGCUCUGCUCUGCAGCUGGCGGUUCGAGCAGAAUUGUCUCUACCGGGAAUGCGUUAUGCGAAUGCGUAGCUCUGUGGAGUAUUUGGCAACUCCCAAUGACUGGUUGAAGGUGAGCCUCGCCAGCCAGGGCGAUGUGAGCCGUACCAGAGUGAAUCACCUUCGACAGGAGUUGGACAAACAAGUGAAUCCCGGUCCUCCUACUCCGCCUCCGAAGGACCUACCUGCGAAGGUGUCUGUGGCGGGCCUCGAGCCUCAUAUUUACACUCAAGCUUUGAAUUCGACGCACACACCGAUUCAUGUUAACGGGAAGAACGCGUCUUUGUGA